Messenger RNA from Cokeromyces recurvatus, 2349 nucleotides. RefSeq names its product fungal-specific transcription factor domain-containing protein. The transcript has 5 exons. Bases 118 to 2238 code for a protein of 706 amino acids. The record is from RefSeq and is a predicted model, not a curated record. Lineage: Eukaryota; Fungi; Mucoromycota; Mucoromycetes; Mucorales; Mucoraceae. Gene Ontology annotation, molecular function: DNA binding; zinc ion binding; DNA-binding transcription factor activity, RNA polymerase II-specific. Gene Ontology annotation, biological process: DNA-templated transcription; regulation of DNA-templated transcription.
UUUUAAGUCAUUAUUUUUGAUAUAUCUUUAUUCUAUUAUAAUGUUUGCUACACUUGAACUACCUAUACGAGUAGACAUAAACGUCUUAAAGUUGGAAGAGCAUGUCAUCCUUGUCGAAUGAAAAAAAUCAAAUGCGAUGGAAAGCAACCAUGUAUGCAGUGUAAAGCAAGAAGACGUAAAUGCAUGUAUUUAAAGAAUCCAGAUGAAACAUAUAUAAGAUUAGAUCCAAUAGAAUCAUCUUCAUCUUCAGCAAUUAUAUCAGACUCUUAUUUUCAAGAUAUUGGCGAUAGUCUUCAAUUAAAGCAACAGCAGCAACAACAACAAACUAAGAAAGUACAUACAAUUAUAGAGUCUAAUAACAAAUCGAAUCAUUUAUUUAAUAGUCAUAAUACAAUGUCAUCAUCUAAUCAAACUAAUAAUAAUAAUCAUUCAUCAUCACAUCAACCUGCAACAAGACCUGAUAAAAUGAUUGAACAGUUAACAAAUGGUCUCGUUUGUCUUACUUUAAAUCAAGAUACAACUUCUAAAAUUGCUAAUGAAUCAAUUACACCUUGGCAUAGUUAUGGUGAAUUUGUACGUUGGACACCAGAACCUCCAUUACCAACUCAUUAUAAUGCUUCUAUCGAAAUGCCUUCUCGCCCCACUCAAGAGUAUCUUAUUAGUGUCUUUUUUGACGAAUGCCAUCAACACACAUUACCUAUCUUAACUCGUACCAUGUUCUAUAAUCAACUCAAAUCAAAGGGACCUCUUAUUACACCUCUUCUCCUCAAUGUUAUGUAUGCACAUGCUUCAAAACAUGUUAACCAUCUUACUGUAUUUCGAUCUGAUCCUGAUAAUCCUUCAACACAGGGUGAUCUUUUUUAUUAUCGAGCUCGUCAUCUGCUUGAUGACUUUCUUGAUGAGCCUCGACUUAGUACCGUUAUUGCAUUAAUUUAUUUGGCCCUUUAUGAUUGUGAUCGACCUGCUCGAAGUCGUUGUUGGAUGUAUACAGGAAUGGCAAUACGUAUGUGUUUCGAAUUAGGUCUUCACACAGCCAACUACAGUAGUCAGAUGUCUCAAUGCGAUAUCGAACUUCGUAAACGCGUCUUAUGGACUUGUUUCGUUAUGGAUAAACUCGAAAGUUGUACAAUGGAACGACCUCAAAUGUUGAAAUCAAAUGAUAUCGCUCUAGAUCUUCCUAAUCCUUUACCUGAGGAUUCCCCCGUUGAACGUUUGACACUUGAAGGCUUUAACCAGCUUUGUCGUCUUACAUUACUUUUAGAAAAGAUCUUAAAUUUCUUUGCGUAUGAAAGGACAUCGACUUGGACAAUGACAGAAGAACAUAAAAUGAUUCAGUUUUUAGAAUCCUUAUAUCAGUGGCGUGAACGAUUACCGGCUGAUUUACAUUGGAGCCCUGGAGGGAUAAUACCAACGACAUCUAUAGUAACUAAUUUGCAUUUGGUUGGAUAUGAUUUAGAACUGUCAUUGGUCAUGUGUUGUCGGUUUCAGAAUGAAGAAGUGCAAAGGGCUAGAAGGACAGCCUUGGCAAAUACAAUUACACAAUUAGUAUCCUUAACGGUUCAACAACCUCGUCUUAUGUAUACAUUUGCUUUAUCCACAUUCUCGGCUAUCUUUGCAGCACUUACACAUGUUGUUGAUUUUGAGUCACCUCGACUGGAUAUAGCAGAAUCAUCACGUUUACAAUUUAAAAGGACCCUUGAAGAUGUGAGGAUGAUGGUAGGAAGAAUACCAACGAUGCGCGAUCUGCAAAAUUUCACAAAAUUAGUGGAUUUAGCACUGCAACAACAGCAACAACAACAACAACAACAACAACAACAACAGCAGCAGCAGCAGCAGCAGCAGCAGCAGCAACAAGCGUAUGCUUCAGCCUUCUCUGCUAUUCAAAACUUUUGUCGAGAUAAUAAUAAUAAUAAUAAUAAUAAUAAUAGUGAGUUUCAAAUACCAUCCAGUGUGGACCUAUUUGAUCAAACAACAAAAGACAAUCAAACAUCACCCUUUAAUACUACUACUAAUACUCCUGUGAUAAAUCCAGUGGGUUUAUUAGAUUGUUAUCAACCUACAGUAACGACAACAAGUUCAUCUACAGGAUCUGCUGCAGCAGUAGCAGCAGCCGCAGCGGCCGUUGGAGCAGUAGGAACACCUAGUGCAGCAGGGAUACAUAAAAGUAUUGAACCAGCUGAUUAUACGUUUGAGCUUAUAUCUGUUGCUGAUGAGUGGGCAAGAUCACUUAUCUAUUAAGCCUUCUCUCUCUCCCUCUCUCACUUUUUUUUUUUGUAUAUAUUAUGUAAUCUAAUAAAAAUUUAGAAGAACAUCAUAUCAUUGAUAAUGUUCCGAGCCGUAUCAAAUUAA